Mus musculus (house mouse) is the source of this 3225-nucleotide messenger RNA. RefSeq names its product ankyrin repeat and SOCS box-containing 3 (gene Asb3). NCBI's taxonomy places the organism in Eukaryota, Metazoa, Chordata, Mammalia, Rodentia, Muridae. The record is from RefSeq and is marked validated. The transcript has 10 exons. Gene Ontology annotation, cellular component: cytoplasm. Gene Ontology annotation, biological process: intracellular signal transduction; protein ubiquitination. The coding region runs from base 186 to 1763 and encodes 525 amino acids.
ACAUCAACAUCCGGGGUUGUUGAGUCGGUGGCCUACGGAAGCCCGCGCUUGGGUCGCGUUGCAUUGCGUUGCUGCUGUAGCAUCCUAGCGGUUGGACUCAAACGCAGAGGCCCGGGACUGACGCCGGUUGAACGGGUCUGGAGACGGCGCUUGGACGAAGCGGCCCGGCCAGACUGAUCAAAAGGAUGGAUUUUACAGAGGCUUACUCAGACACGUGUUCUACGGUUGGACUUGCUGCCAGAGAAGGCAAUGUUAAAAUUCUAAGGAAAUUGCUCAAAAAAGGCCGAAGUGUGGAUGUCGCUGAUAACAGGGGAUGGAUGCCGAUUCAUGAAGCAGCUUAUCACAAUGCUGUAGAGUGUUUGCAGAUGCUAAUUCAUACAGAUUCAUCUGAAAACUACAUUAAGGCAAAGACGUUUGAGGGCUUCUGUGCAUUGCAUCUUGCUGUGAGUCAAGGACAUUGGAAAAUCACACAGAUUCUUUUGGAAGCUGGAGCUGAUCCUAAUGAAACCACUUUAGAAGAAACUACACCAUUGUUUUUAGCUGUUGAAAGUGGACGGAUAGAUGUAUUAAAGCUGUUGCUUCAACAUGGAGCAAAUGUCAAUGGAUCCCAUUCUAUGAGUGGAUGGAAUUCCUUGCACCAGGCUUCUUUCCAGGGAAAUGCUGAGACUAUAAGAUUGCUUCUUAAACAAGGAGCAGACAGAGAAUGCCAAGAUGACUUUGGAAUCACACCUCUGUUUGUGGCUGCUCAGUAUGGGAAGCUAGAGAGCAUGAGCAUACUUAUUUCAUCUGGUGCAAAUGUCAAUUGCCAAGCCUUGGAUAAAGCUACUCCUUUGUUUAUUGCUGCACAAGAGGGUCAUACAAAAUGUGUGGAACUUUUGCUGUCCAGUGGGGCGGAUCCUGACCUUUAUUGUAAUGAAGACAAUUGGCAAUUACCUAUUCAUGCUGCUGCACAAAUGGGCCAUACAGAGACCUUGGACUUGUUAAUACCACGUACUAACCGGGCUUGUGACACUGGACCAGACAAAGUGAGCCCUGUUUAUUCUGCAGUGUUUGGAGGACGGGAAGAGUGCCUGGAAAUGUUACUGCAGAAUGGCUAUAGCCCAGAUGCACAAAUGUGCUUGGUAUUUGGAUUCAGUUCCCCUCUGUGCAUGGCUUUCCAAAAGGACUGUGAUUUUUCUGGAAUUGUGAAUAUUCUUUUGAAGUAUGGAGCCCAGUUAAAUGAACUUCACUUGGCAUACUGCCUCAAGUAUGAGAAGUUUUCAAUGUUUUGCUCUUUUUUGAAGAAAGGUUCCCUGAUGGUACCUUGGAAUCAUACAUCUGAAUUCAUAAGUUAUGCAGUUAAAGCACAAACAAAAUACAAGGCAUGGUUGCCACAUCUCCUGCUUGCUGGAUUUGACCCAUUGAUUCUGCUGUGCAGCAGCUCUUGGGUUGAUUCAGCCAGUGAUGACAUCCUUAUCUUUACUUUGGAAUUUUCUAAUUGGAAGAGACUUCCUUCAGCUGUUGAAAAGAUGCUCUCUGUUCGUGCAAACUCCUCUUGGGCUCUUCAACAACAUUUGGCCUCUGUUCCAAGCCUAACCCAUCUUUGUCGUUUGGAAAUUCGGGCCAGUCUAAAAGCAGAGCACCUUCACUCUGACAUUUUCAUCCAUCAGUUGCCACUUCCCAGAAGUCUGCAGAACUAUUUGCUCUAUGAAGAGGUUUUAAGAAUGAAUGAGAUUCUAGAACCAGCAGCUAAUCAGGAUGGAGAAACCAGCAAGGCCACCUGACACAGGUCCUUUAAUUCUGUUUAGUCACAAAAGACGGCUUGUGUGACUGUUUGGAUUUGGUGAUCAAAUGUCCAUGUUUACAGUUGCUUUUCCCAGUUUGUGUCUUUCCCAAUAUUGUGAACCUUAUCCAUCUUGCCUUACUCAGUUUUAUUUCUAGUGCACUUUGUUGUGUAUUAUUUGUUUACCUGACCAUUUUCUACUUUAUUCUGCUAAUAAACUGUAAUUCUGAUGUGGUGCUGGAUGUGACUUCUUUCUACUUAGGAUUCAUGUUCACCUGUGCUAGAAUCUAAGGAUAGAAUCCAUAAAUUUCCCCAGAAGAAUUUAUAACAUCUGUCCUUUUGAAUUAUAUUUCAUUAUUAUUUUACUUAGGGAUGAAUAUCUUCAAUGUUUAUUAAGAGGAAACUUUCCUCCAUGUUAUAAUCUGUUCUCAGUCCUUAAUUCAAACAUUUUUGUGAGGUGUUGAUACUCUUGCAUUUUCACAUGUAAAAUCAGGAGUCCUUUAAAAAAAAAAAAAAGAACAUAAAAAGUCAGUCAUAUUGUUGAUCUCUCGCCCCCUAGGUUCAUUCUUUCUUUAUACUUUUGGCAAAAGAUACCUGAUUUUUAGUUUGCAAAGACAAGAACACAUCUAAACUCAAAGUCAUACACAGCAUAAACUAUUUUAUGUCAUCUUUAGAAGUAUUUUACUGCACUUAGAAUAUUAAUAAAGAAACCUGAAAAGGACAUUCAUACAGCACUAUCUAUAGGGAAAGAAUGCACACUUUAUUAAUUUAAUGCUAAAUAUAAUAGCCAGGCUUCAUUCAGCUCCAGAAUAAGAGAGCAGCUUUGUUCCUGUUAGUCACCAAUAGUCAAUUAUAUCACAUCAAUAUAAUGUUUUUCUUAAUGUCUGGAUGUAUUUUCAGAUCGUGGAUGAAAUAUGGACCUCAGAAUACUACUGCCUUGUGAAUUUUUACAACUAUUUUAUUUAAACCUCGAGUCAAGAAAAAUCAAACAUGAUCAAAUCAGUUAUUUAGGGAAUUGGAAACUAGCCUUAAGAAGGUACUAGAGUGUUGCUGUCAAUAUAGACAGAACAGGCUGGUUUCUAAAGGAGGCAAGCCUUCAUCUCUUGCCAGCAACCUGAGACUGGGUAGAUCAGCUGGUCGCAUUUUGAUAAGCCCUUGAAAGAAGCAUAAUGUCUUACUGAUAACUGAUUGGGAAGACAAGCUCAUCUUUACAUUCAAGUCUUGUUUUGUGAGGAUAUAAAGUUAGGUAUUGAAAAGUAGGCAGAAAUUCUGAUAGUUCUGGUUAAUAAAGAUAUUCCAAACUUUUAAAAUUUUAUUUUUAAAAUAAUGUGACUUUUAUUUUUCAAACUCUGUAUCAGGUUUUGUUUUUGCUUAUGGCCAAGUGUAUAUAGAGUGCUUUAAAAGAGUUUACCUUUUAAUGUAUUUUGUUCAUGUCCAAAUGUAUUAUAAAACCCUGAUUUCCC